This is a messenger RNA of Saprolegnia diclina VS20, 645 nucleotides long. RefSeq lists its product as hypothetical. Gene Ontology annotation, biological process: dolichol-linked oligosaccharide biosynthetic process. Gene Ontology annotation, cellular component: UDP-N-acetylglucosamine transferase complex. The record is from RefSeq and is a predicted model, not a curated record. Bases 1 to 645 code for a protein of 214 amino acids. The transcript has 4 exons. Lineage: Eukaryota; Oomycota; Saprolegniomycetes; Saprolegniales; Saprolegniaceae.
AUGUGGCCGGCGUUCCUUGCGACAGCAACGAGCCUCGCGGUGCUUGUGCUAUGGCGCCUCUGGUGCAUCCUCCCGGUGCGUAUCAAAGGCGGCGCGCCACCCGCGCGCAAGCCAUCAACGUCCACAUUCCGGACGCUCGUCGUUCUCGGGUCGGGUGGCCACACGACCGAGAUGCUCGCGCUCAUGAAGCGUCUGUCGCCGACGCGGUAUGCGCCAUUGGCCUAUGUCGUGGCGGCCACCGAUCACACGAGCCGAGAGAAGGCCAUCGCUGAGCGCCAGGCCUCGCCAAAUGCUUUCUUUGAGAUUCCCCGCAGCCGCGAGGUCGGGCAAUCGUGGGUCUCGACGAUCUUCUCGACGGCCAAUGCGUUCGUCCACUGCAUGCAUAUCGUCGUUCGCUACCAACCCGACCUCUUGCUCUGCAACGGCCCAGGGACUUGCAUCCCGCUGUGUGCGGCCGUGCUCCUCUUGCGCUUUCUCGGGCUCAAGACCGACGCCAAGAUUCUCUUUUGCGAGAGCUUUGCACGCGUCGAGCACCUCUCGCUCUCGGGCAAACUCCUCUACUACGUCGCCGACGAGUUUGUCGUGCAUUGGCCGCAGCUCCAAGCGCGAUACAAGGCGUCGCGCUACCUCGGCGUCCUUUGCUAA